AUGGAUGGCCCAGUUGCAUCUGCUGCUAGAACUGAUUUGUUUUCCAAGUGCCUAAGGAGUACAUCCCUGGAGUUAUCGAAGGACUCGAAGAAUGCACGAGCAAUGGUGCUCCUACUGGUUACCCCAGUCGUCGAUGUACGAGCUGCUUUAGUCGAGGGAUCCUAUCAUGAUGUGGAUUCAAGUGUUUUGGCACUUCAAUUGGCAGCACAAGGCGCGUUUAAGGAGCGAAUGCAGGCAGGCCUGAAACUGCUGCGGCCAAUUAUGAAGGUUGAAGCUGCUUACCCCAGAAGAGCAUUUGGGUGACAUCAUUGGCGAUUUGAACUCGAGAAGAGGCCAGAUCAACAGUUUUGAGGAUGAUAAGCCUUGUGGUCUCAAGGGUGCCAAAUGUGCACAAACAGAAAACUGUGCUGAAUGUUUCUGAUGGUUUAUGUCAAGGUUGCAUAAUGAAAUUUUUAUAAUGUAUAACAAAAUAGCCUAGUUGAUGGGUGGAUAAGGUGCUUCCUAACAAAAUAAUUUCUUUUUUUUUUAAUCCACAUAUGUUAUUGAUAGGGG
This is a messenger RNA of Asparagus officinalis (garden asparagus), 552 nucleotides long. Its product is annotated as elongation factor G, chloroplastic-like. NCBI's taxonomy places the organism in Eukaryota, Viridiplantae, Streptophyta, Magnoliopsida, Asparagales, Asparagaceae. The transcript is spliced from 2 exons. Gene Ontology annotation, molecular function: GTP binding; translation elongation factor activity. Bases 1 to 303 code for a protein of 100 amino acids. The record is from RefSeq and is a predicted model, not a curated record.